Thalassophryne amazonica is the source of this 1795-nucleotide messenger RNA. It is a transcript of the gene lpar4, whose product is annotated as lysophosphatidic acid receptor 4. Gene Ontology annotation, biological process: positive regulation of Rho protein signal transduction; phospholipase C-activating G protein-coupled receptor signaling pathway. Gene Ontology annotation, molecular function: lysophosphatidic acid receptor activity. Lineage: Eukaryota; Metazoa; Chordata; Actinopteri; Batrachoidiformes; Batrachoididae. Gene Ontology annotation, cellular component: membrane. Bases 317 to 1381 code for a protein of 354 amino acids. The record is from RefSeq and is a predicted model, not a curated record. The transcript is spliced from 3 exons.
UUGUUGGCAGUGAAAGAAGUCCUGAAGAAGCUUUGAGCCCAAACACGUUCUGCAGAAGAACCACAGCGUGGAGUUUUUCUUUUUGACAGCUGCAAACUGCCGACACCAUCAGUGAGCUGAAAGAGCACUGACCAGCCCUGCAGCUGUGCAUCCUGAGAGACUCUAUCUCCACUUGCGUGUCUGAAUUCUCACAAUGGUUGACAGGCAGCUUGACUGGUGGAUCCACUGCUGACGCCUCUCCUGAUCCCCACAUAUCCGGACUGAAUCCCCCUUUUCCUGGUUUCACCGACGUACCGUCAUUCUUUAAGCUCUCACCAUGGCGAGUCUGGUGCUCAACGAGACCGGAAUGGAGGACUGUGGCAUUGAUGAUUCCUUCAAGUAUAAUUUGUACUCUGUGGUUUACAGUGUGGUCUUUGUCCUCGGCCUGAUUACCAACUGUGCCGCCCUCUUUGUGUUUUGCUUCCGGAUGAAGAUGCGCAAUGAGACCACAAUGUUUAUGACUAAUUUAGCAUUAUCAGAUUUAGUCUUUGUUUUUACGCUGCCAUUCAAAGUCUUCUACAAUGUCAACCGCCAUUGGCCUUUUGGAGACGGACUGUGCAAGGUAUCGGGCACAGCCUUCAUCACUAACAUCUAUGGCAGCAUGCUCUUCCUUACCUGCAUCAGCAUAGACCGCUUCCUGGCUAUUGUUUAUCCAUUUCGAUCUCGUUCCAUCCGCACACGCAGGAACGCGGCAUUGGCCUGUGCUGCCGUGUGGCUGACCAUUGUUGGAGGAGGAAUAUCAGUAACUUUCUUCUCCACCAUUAACAGCACUAAUCAUGCUACAACCUGCUUUGAGGGAUUUUCCAAGAGCACCUGGAAGACCUACUUGUCCAAAAUUACCAUCUUCAUUGAGAUUGUGGGCUUCCUCCUCCCCUUGUUGGCGAACUUGGUUUGCUCUUCCCUGGUUCUGCAGACACUUCGUCGCCCGGUGACUGUGGGUCAUGGAUGUGACAGCAAAAGCCGUGUCCUGAGGAUGAUUGUUGUCCAUCUGAGCAUUUUCAUCAUCUGCUUUGUCCCAUAUAACUCGAUCCUCUUUCUUUACGCCCUAGUGCGGACCCAGGCCGUGGCUAACUGUGGUGUGGAACGUUUUGCACGAACUCUUUACCCCAUCACUUUGUGUUUGGCUACCCUUAACUGCUGCCUGGACCCUGUGGUCUACUACUUCACAUCAGAGAGCUUCCAGAAAAGCUUGACUAUGGGAGGCAAAGGGUCUGCUACCCGUGCUGACAGCAACCCUCGCAGCGACACUGAGACACAAGACUCAGGCCUCACUCUCACUCGCGACACGCAAACAUUGGCCAGUAACGGUAAAGAGGCAAAGGUGUCUGAAAGUCACUUUUGACGCAACAGGCCCGGAAGAAAGGGAGUGAUCAGAGAUAGGGAAGGUUUGGAAAAUAGAGCAAUCAGCUGUUUGGUCCUGGAAGGGACAAACAAAUAACUGAGCAGAUUAGUUAAUUCCUGAAGUAAAUCCCGAGGUAUGGCCUGGGGCUUUACCCCUUAAUCCAUCAAUGGAGAGUAGAGGAAUGUAUCUGCAAAGAAGAAAAAAAAUCUAAAGGCGAGAACUCCAACCAUGCAAGACUAUUGUUACAGAGCGUCUAAAAGAGGCUCAAACACAUCAUCACUCAGACUUAAAUACACACAAACACUUUGAAAAGCACUGGAGACUUUGAUUCAUAUUGUUGAAAUGCACUCUUAAGUACUUAUUAACACUUUGAGCCCUUAUGUUUUAUUGUUAUAAGACUUCAAGACUUCACAG